Molecule: messenger RNA, 946 nt
Organism: Gymnodraco acuticeps
Lineage: Eukaryota; Metazoa; Chordata; Actinopteri; Perciformes; Bathydraconidae
Product: band 4.1-like protein 2
Exons: 4
Coding region: 251-931 (226 amino acids)
Source: RefSeq, a predicted model, not a curated record
ACAGUGGCCCCUCUGAGCCAAUGAGAGACCGCUAAAAGAUAUUUUUCACUGUAGGGGGCGGGUCUUGGGGAUGAUGGACACGUCUGCUUUGAGCCCUAGCCAGAUUUUCGGUGGGGACUGUAGUGGAGAUUUUUGCAGGCUGAGAUAGUGGGACGUACGUUAUUUUUUGGAGGAGAACAGAGUGAGAGGCCACGUUUGGAAAAGUUCUCAACACGCAUCGUUGAAAAAUACAACAGGUUGACGUGUCACCAUGACGACAGAAGCGGGCUCUGAGACAGAGGUGAAGGAGAAAGCCGAGGAGUCAGCCGCUGAGACCGACCAAUCGGAGAAGGCCUCAGAAGAAGCUCCGGAAGUAACUGCCGCCGAGGGAGAGGAGAAGGAGAAAGACGGGAAGGAGGGAAAAGGAAUAGCUCGAUACCUGCCAACAUGGCUUAAGAAGCAGAAGUCUCAGACCUCCCCGAGCAAGGAGGAGCCAACCAACGGGGAAAGCGAUAGCAAGGACGCACAGGAAGAGGACGGGCCUGUCCCAGCAGUGAACGGUCACGCAGAGGAAGAGAACGAGGCAGUAAAGUCGGACCAAGUGAAGGAAAAAGAAGUAGAAUCUCAUUCCACAGCCAGCGCAGACACAGAGCCUGCAAAGGAGGAGAAGCUGGAAGAGAGUGCUGAGAAAAGUCCCGAGGAGACCGCAGUAACAGAAGGAGAGGGAGCAGAGGAGGAGAAGAAGGAGCAGGAAGGAGAAGGUGAAGCACAGGGAGGAGAAGAAGGAGGAGGAGAGGAGGGCCAUACAUCUAUUUUCCAGUCUCCUCUUCGACUGGUGAGGAAGAACAAGAUGAAGCUGGCGGUGUGUCGCGUGACGCUCCUGGACGGGACAGACUUCACCUGCGAGGUGGAGGUAAGACUCCACAUUUCUUUGUUGAUAGUCGCAACGUAGAGCAUAAACAUGGAG